AUGGUGUUCACCAAGGCCCCCGUCGCUGCAGCCGUGGUUCUGUUGGCACAGAUCUGCCUGGUCGAAGGCGCUAGGUACCUCAAUAUCACAGAUAGCCCGCCCCGGACGGUCACCGCCGAGCAGGGAUGCUUUACGGACUUUGGCCCGGUGUCCAAGGACAGCGUCCCGACGUUCUCUCGCCUGUACUCGUACACAUUCCCCGUCACCGCGUACAGCUACAUCAUCCCCUCCACUAGCACCAUCACCGUGACUCCCACAGUCUCUGGAGGUGGAGAUGGAGGAGGAGGAGACCCCGCCAUCACUUCGACGUCGACCGUCACCACGACCACCCACGUCUCAUCCCUCUACAGCCCAUCCACCGUGACGGCCGGGCCUCGCUUCACACCACUCGCCUCCGCCCUCAGCAGGCGGCCCGUAAUCCGACAGAUAGGGGAAGCCGACCUCAGCAUCGAAGACGUGCCCAACAACCUCGUUGUCGGCAUCGAUAGCUAUGGCGUGUCUAGAGCCGACCCGCCUCUAUAUCCGCAAGCCGUCGUCUGCGAAGAGAUCAUCCGUGUCUUCACUACUAGCACAUCAACCAUCACGGCGUCCUAUGCAGCCACGACGACAACCACUCUCCUGUUGCCCAGCGCGCUGCAGAACACGACGGCGGCGACGACUACGACGACGGAAACGUCUACAAUCACCGACGUCGUCUCGAACCCCACGCAGACCGUCUACCAGGCUUGCCAGGCCGACAACCUGGUGUCAGGCCACGACGUCCCGCCCACGUACUUCGUCGAGGCCGUGCACAACUGGUACAUCGUCCGCGAGGAGCGCAUCGUCGACACGGCGGAGAACUGCUGCAUUGCGUGCCAGAGGGAGGCCGACUGCGGCGGGAGUCUGUAUCACAUGUUCUCGGGGACGUGCUACACGUUCAGGACCGGAGGUGGUGGUGAGUUUCGGGAGCAUGGGAGGCAGGGUGGAACCGGGGAGCGGUGCAGGGCGCCGGGUGAGCUGCGGUCCAGCACCGACUUUGCCGACGGGGCCAUUUUCGUCGCCAGCAACGGGCAAUGCAGUGGGUGGUGGGUCUCGGACGAGGCGCCAAUCUAA
Molecule: messenger RNA, 1092 nt
Organism: Colletotrichum orchidophilum
Lineage: Eukaryota; Fungi; Ascomycota; Sordariomycetes; Glomerellales; Glomerellaceae
Exons: 1
Coding region: 1-1092 (363 amino acids)
Source: RefSeq, a predicted model, not a curated record